UGAAAGAGGCAAAGGCAGGCAAACAGUUUACAUCAUUAUUCCAGAAAGAUCCACAGCUGACUAGUCUGCCAGGGGCCGUCGGUGUUGCUCUAUUUAAGUGCGCCAGCAGAAGAGACGACAGUUUUCUGAGCGCUGCUAAGGCCCAGACGCAAAAUGGACAUCGCCAUUCAGCAUCCCUGGUUCCGGCGCUCCUUCUGGCCAUCCUUCUUUCCCAGCCGGAUCUUUGACCAGCACUUUGGGGAUCCCAUCUCUGAGGCCGACAUGAUUCCCUCGCCGUACUACCCGCGACCUUCCUUUUUACGCUGGCCGAGCUGGGCGGACAGCGGACUUUCUGAGAUGAAAAUGGAAAAGGACCGUUUCUCACUAAAUCUGGAUGUCAAACACUUUAAACCAGAGGAGCUGUCCGUGAAAAUCAAUGGAGAUUUCAUUGAAAUUCAUGCCAAACAUGAGGACCGUCAGGAUGAUCACGGUUUUGUCUCACGGGAGUUUCUAAGAAAAUACCGUGUCCCUGCUGGUGUGGAUCCAGCGUCCGUCACUUCCUCCCUGUCUUCCGAUGGCGUUCUGUCAGUGAUAGCCCCGCGCAAGCAGACAGACGGCCCGGAGCGCACCAUUCCCAUCAGCCGUGACGACAAACCCGCCGUGGCUGGGUCUCAGAAGAAGUAAAGCUGCUAGACUUCCAUGUUUCAACUUUGUGUCACCCUGUCCCACUGUGCUUCACUGCAAGGGAAUCAUUUAUUAGCCCGGCGUUUCCUGACAGGCCAAAACUCGUGUUGUCUUUGCUACAGCGGCUAGGGAAGAAACAGUUAUUAGCUUGAAAACUCCAUCAGCUUCGAACUAGCUGUAAACACAAUCUCUCUCUAAAUGAUGAAUGUUACCUAAAGGAUUUUCCUAGAAAUACACUUUUACAAUAAAGUAUUGUUUUCUGGCGAUGCCACCACACAAAGGGGCUUUUGUAUGUCGUGCGGCCUUGACGGCAAGACAAAGUAUUUGAGUGUAGGAGUAUUUUUUUACAAAGUCAAACAGGCAAAAAUGGGCCAUUGUGUCAAGGCGGAUCAAAUAGCAAAAAAUGCCACGGUCUCUGAAUUUUAAUGGCGUGGAGAGUCCGAAAAACGGGAACACUUUACAAUAAGGUCUUAUUAGCUACCGUACUUAAUGCAUAGAUUUACAUGAACAAUAUAUUUCAUACAGUAUUUAUUCAUAUUUGUUCAAAUUAAUAAAUAAAAAUACAACUUUAUUGUUAUUUCAUGUUGGCUCUGGUGCAUUAAAUAUUAUUAACAGAUACGACACUUGAUGUUAAAAAUUCAUAUUAACCAUUAACCAGUUUUCAUUGUUAGUAUAUGCUAUAAAUAACUACUGUUAACAAAUAGAACCUUGCUGUAAAGUGUUUCUUCUGUUGUUGUGCAUCCUGAAUGUGUUAAAAUUGUUUGUUUUUGGUUUGAAAAAUGAAGUUUAUUUAGAUAUUAAUGAUGGAUUUGGGACCAGAGGACGCAGUGAGGGAUUUGGGAUUUUAUCGUUUUGACAAGAUUUGUGAACAUCGAUCCAGUUUUUGAUUGGUUAAAGGCUCAUUUACGCACUGCAUUGCUUGAAUUUAUGCUUAUGCCAAUACGCCAUAUUUUAACUUACAUGACAAUAGCAGCAGGAGGGCUUUAGAUCGUAAGGAUAAAGGGGGUUAUGAACACCUUUCAAAUAAAUAUUAUAAAAAUAAAAUAACGCAGUUAAUUCACGGUGAAGCUGCAGAACUGCUGUUUAAUGCAACAAUCCAUGAAAACUGAAGCAUGUUAAAGCAAGUGUAUUCACGCAAGCAUGCUGCGUAGGUCAAAGGUCUCCCGUGAUAUUUACCGAAUGAUAUUUUAACGUUAUUUCCGAGAGGGAGAUGUGAGGUGAGACGUUUGUGCAUGUGAAUAAGUGCCAAGAAUUUCUAUUGUUCACUGAGACUAUUCGGUAUCUUAGCAAUGGCUCACUUAUUCAACAAUGGUAAAGCUGCUAAUAUCAAACUAAAUCAGUCCUUUUUUGAUGUGGAAAAGCAACAUAAGCAGGUUCCGACAGAGAUGGAUGAAAAAUAUCCUGGUUUCCUCACCACUACGCUAAAGCAAAGGCCCGGUGCAUUACCCCCACUGGGAGGUGUAAGAGAAAAGGAGAACUUCAAAACAUGGCUUUGCGCUUUACGUUCCUCUUUAAUCACAGCUGAAGCGCUGAAUUAACUCAUUAACGGCAUUAAACAGUUAUCAAUAAACACUUCAGCCUUUCAAA
This is a messenger RNA of Puntigrus tetrazona (Sumatra barb), 2250 nucleotides long. RefSeq names its product crystallin, alpha B, b (gene cryabb). The coding region runs from base 154 to 663 and encodes 169 amino acids. The transcript has 3 exons. Gene Ontology annotation, molecular function: structural constituent of eye lens; protein folding chaperone. Lineage: Eukaryota; Metazoa; Chordata; Actinopteri; Cypriniformes; Cyprinidae. The record is from RefSeq and is a predicted model, not a curated record. Gene Ontology annotation, biological process: response to heat; protein refolding.